Stylophora pistillata is the source of this 7522-nucleotide messenger RNA. Its product is annotated as polycystin family receptor for egg jelly-like. Lineage: Eukaryota; Metazoa; Cnidaria; Anthozoa; Scleractinia; Pocilloporidae. Gene Ontology annotation, molecular function: protein binding; monoatomic cation channel activity. Gene Ontology annotation, cellular component: plasma membrane. Gene Ontology annotation, biological process: calcium ion transport. The record is from RefSeq and is a predicted model, not a curated record.
UCAAGUGAGUGAGGCAGUUUCUAUUGCAGUUAUUGCAAUUCAAAAACGUGCAAAAUUCUUGUAUAGGUAUCUCGAAUGCUCUUCACCAAAGGUUAGGAAUGAAACUGUUACCAUACGAGCUACUUUGGAGGCUCUUGGAACAAACUCAACUCUUCUCGUGGAACUAGACAACAUCACGAGAUAUUGGUACGGAGAAGCCGAUGCAAGAAAUAAUCUCAACGCAGCAGCGAAUGAAAUAAAUACGCAGUAUCAGGGAAAUCUUGGAAGGACAACCACAAUCCAUUAUGUCUUUGAAACUCCAGGAGUAUACAACAUAACGGCAAUCCUAAAAAAUGAUGUCUCUAGAUCCUCAGUAACCUGUAAAGUUGAAAUUCUUCCCAGGCCCUGUAAAAGACCUGAAGUGAAGUUAAAACAUGUCGGCAGCAGUCAAAUAGAUGCAAGAUAUCUCUUUAAAGCCGAUAACAUCAUUAUUGAGGCUGAUGUUGACAUCUUCUGUCCCGAGUCUGAAGAAACCCAGUACAAAUGGAAGAUCUUUGAAUACAAUCAAGAGGCUAGAAGCUUUGUGCCAUUUACUGAUGUAGAUUCUUACGCAGAGGCUUCCAUGCGAGAAUUGCGGCUCCAAAAGAGGGCUUUGCCAUUAGGAUUAUUCAGACUGAGUUUGAGCGUGAACAUGAUCGGAGAGGGCCUGGAUGAUUUCUUUGCAGUUGUCGAGGGGUACAUCAAAACAAAGCAAUCUCCUUUGACUGCUGAAAUCAGUGGAGGAAGCGAGAUAAGAAGGACUUCCGGAUCAACGGUAUCUUUAGACGCCUUGGGCUCCCAUGACCCAGACAUUGGACCUGGGGAUCAUUCAGGAAUGCGUUUCUUCUGGCUCUGUAGAAAUAUCUCUGAAAGAUUUCCAGACCUGCUGGAAGAUUUUAUUAAUGGUUUCAAUGGUACUGCAGAAUAUCCGAUUUCAAACCGUUCCUCUAGAUCUUCCGUCAGUUCUGAGCAAGGUUGUUAUCGAAAUGGAGAGUACGUCAUUUCAAAUAGAUCACACCUUAACCUAACGACAGUUCUAAUGGCAACUAAUGAGACAUACAAGAUUGUGCUGGUAGUGAGAAAGGACAGUAGAACUAGUUCAACAAGUCAGUUAUUGGAGUUGAGUGUAGAGGACAUUCCAGAACUCACCAUAAGGUGUGUGGUUAAUUGUCACAAAAAAGUCAACCCGUCGGAAAAGCUUACUGUGUCAUCUGAGUGCUCGGGAAACGCCUGUAACGCUAAACUGACUUACUCUUGGUCUUUGCUGUAUAUGGAAUCUGACGAGGACACAAACUCAACUUGGAAAACCAACAAUUCGCUAAUGAAGUCUCGCCACAUCUCACCACAUGGAAGCUUUCCAAUCAUUGUCAUAAAGAAAAACGUUCUACAAGGAAACAGACGUUACAAACUUACUGUGAAAGGGAAUCUGCCAUCUGGUAGUUAUGGACUUGCUUCUCAUGUUUUUGAAGUCAAUGCUCCUCCGAGGGACGGGACAUGUGACGUUGAGCCUCGUGUCGGUCACGUGCUGACUACGCGGUACAGGCUCUGGUGCACUGGCUGGCAUGAUCCUGAUGGUCCCCUCAAGUAUGAGAUUUACCACGUUCGAGGAAAAGAGGAAUCACCCUUACAAUACGGAGGAAACGCAGCGACAAUCAUUACACUUCCGCUGGGAGACGGAGAUAAUUACACUAUUAAUAUUACAGUUCGUAUCUCCGACAGACUAGGCGCAGCAUCCUCUGUGAGGCUUCAACUUCAGUCUCUUCCUCCACUCCUUAAAGGCGCCCAGCUUAUGAAUCAGUUGUCUGACCUUAUAUUGGAUACCAACCAGGACAUGCUGCGCAAUGCUAUGAGCAUUAGCUCUGUUUUAAACCACCAAGCAGGAAAGGACACUCCCGAGCUUUCAAAACAACGAAAGAAGAUACGCGAGUUGCUUAUAUUUGCAUUGGUAAAGGAAACGACUCCUUCUAAGCAAGCCGUUCAGCUUUUAUCAGCAUCUCUUCAAGAAGCCACUCAAGUAACCAGUGAAGUAUCGUAUGAAGCACAGGAAGCAGUUACCUCAGCGCUGGACAAAAUGGCCACUGUGUUUGAAAGUGAGUCCCUUGAAACAGACUCUAAUUCACUGGAAACAACUGCUGCUGGAAUGACUGGAACUAUCGGAAAUUUGCUUGACGUCGCUUCAGAAAAUGCAGCUGUUCAUCAGCCUAACAGCACGAUUCAGACGUCAUCAGAAAAUGUUGAAGAACCGGCUGACAAUGAAACUGUGCCUUCUAAGAGUGAGGUUUUGGUGAAUAAAUUAUUCAACGUUGUGGAUUCGUUGUCAACAUCAGUUCUUAGAACAAAGGUAUCCUAUGAAGAAGCUACAGAGAUUAUUUCUCCUCGACUAGCUCUAAACCUGAAGAGUACUUCUCCCUCUGACACCGGAGGGAACGUAAACACAGGAUUUGCAAGCUUUAAUGUGCCAAAAGGGAAAGACUUGCUCCGAAAUGCAAGGCCAGGUUUGACAUCUGUGAAUCAAAAGGUAAUGUAUACGCCGAAAAAUUAUCAUACCUACCAUAACUCAUCGAGGGACAUUAGUACCCCAGUUGUCAGCCUUUCGUACGAGGACAAGGAGAAGAAAGAGUUAAUUACAGUUUCCAAUCUAAAAAAAUACAUCGAAUAUUUUUUGCCUGCUCCAGAUGUCCUGCCAGGGCCGAAUACAUACAGCGUCAAUGUCAAAGCGCAAGACACCUGGGCGUAUCACAAGCUAGUAGUUUCCUCCAAAGACGAAGCAGUUAGUAUCGAAGUGACGCCAUUCAACUGCAGUCACAAACUUCAACUUCACGUCCAAGAAAACCGUCAUCCAACCAAGGAUAAAUUUUCGUGGAGAAAGGAAAUCUGGCUGUCUGCUACCGACGUUCCGUCAAACACCUCCUACUCAGCAUGUUUUAAGGAUUAUUCUGAUUACACACUUUUCAUACCGAACGCAAGACUGAAACAGUCUACCUAUUUUGUUGGUGUUUUGUAUUCAAAUGGGAAAGAGGACAUCAGAAGUUCUAACGAGACUGCUGUGAUGAAGUACUCCAUUAGAGUUUACAAAUCAAAAUGCCUCUAUUGGAACCAGCGACAACUGGCAUGGAUGGGCGACGGCUGUUUCGUUGGACCAUUUACAAGUCCAAAGCAAAUUCACUGCAUGACAAAUCAUCUGACAUCAUUUGGAUCUGGAAUGUUCGUGGCACCAAAUCCGAUCGAUUUCAGAAAAGCUUUGGCAGGGUUUGCUGACGCCUUUCAAAGUGGUAAUGUAGUAGUAAUGUUCACCAUCAUUACCUUGUUGAUGCUGUACCUGGUGCUGGCUAUAUGGGCUUGGAGGGUCGACAGGAAAGACGCUAUGCAGAUCGGUGCCACCAUUCUUCCACCCAGUCGACCAAACAGCCAUUACCUGUACGAGGUAUACGUUGUUACAGGAAGCCGUAACGGCUCUGGUACGACAGCACAUGUUGGCUGUGAGAUUUUUGGAGAGGAUGACGACAGUGGCCCUUGCUACCUGCUAGAUGCCAAUAGACCACUUUUUAGAAGAGGGGAUCUAAAUGUCUUUAUUUUAUCCGUGCCGAGUAGUUUUGGGGUCAUUCGAGGAAUCAGGAUUUGGCAUGAUAACGGCGGCUACAGCCCGUCGUGGUUCUUGUGUAGAGCAAUGCUUAGAGACUGUCAGACCGACGAGAAGUGGGUUUUUCUUGCUGGACCUGCAGGCCGCUGGCUGGAUGUAGCAGAGGAGGAUGGGAAAAUAGACAUACUUCUUAAACCGGCAAGUGAACUUGACAUGGUCUCCUUCAAAAAGCUCUUCAACACAAAAAUACGCAAAGGGAUAUGUGACAAUCAUUUGUGGUUUUCGGUGGCAUACCGUCCUCCAAGAAGUCCAUUUACUCGGCUUCAGAGACUUUCUUGUUGUCUCUCUCUUUUGUUCUCUUUCAUGGUCACCACGGCAAUGUUUUAUGGAUCAGGUCCGCUACCAGGGGAUACUUCCUCGUCUGUUCAGUUUGGACCCAUCAAGCUUAACAUGCGCACGGUCAUCAUUGGCAUAGAGAGUGCAUUGAUUGCAAUUCCAGUUAACAUUCUGAUAGUAGCCUUCUUUAGGAACUCCAAAGCAAAGGGGGACAGGAUAAAAGAAAACAAAUGCUGUCACGGAGAAAAUGAUUCUCAAGCGUCUGAGCAAGAAACAGAAACCGAUUCAAUCAACAGUGAUAUGCAUAAUUUAACUUCAAGAAUGGAAAAGAAUAUGGAUCUUGACGAUAUACAAUGCCAUAUCGGUGGUGAGGAUGACUUUCAGUAUGGGAUAAAGGCAGACAAAACUGGUUCUAAAAGAAAGGAGUCAUUUGCUUCGAAUGAAGAGACUGAGAGCAUAGAUGAUGAAUCUCUUCAAAACCCCCAAAAUCCAGGAUUUCUUGGAAAACUGCGUGGAAAGUUCCAAAGCUUAGGAGGACCCUGUUUUCCACACUGGUGCGUCUACGUGGGUUGGGUGUUGUGCAUCUUGACCGUAUCGCUGUCUUCUGUGUUCACAUUAUUUUACAGCAUGAUGUGGGGAAAGGAACAGUCAAACAUGUGGCUUACAACAAUGGCUAUUUCGUUUAUUCAAGAUACGCUUAUCAGUCAGCCAUUAAAAGUUCUUAUUGUAGCUUUGAUCUUUGCCGUCUUCUUUAAGUCAGCUGAUGAUGAUGACCAUUUUGAAGAAUCUCAGUCCGCAGCAGAAGUACCAGACGAAGAGGAUAUACAUCAAGAGCUGACAAAUGAAGAACUGGCCCAGUACGAUCCCCCUCCCAAGAAAAUUCUGAAAAUUUUAAGGAUCAAAGAGAUCCGAAGACGCGAGAUCGUCAAACUUUUCACGGAUAUUUGUUUGUAUGUUAUUUUGUUGGCUAUGGUGAUGAUUCUAAGCUUCCAAUACAGGAACCCAGCCUCGUACAAGAUGAUAAACACUUUGAGGCGGGUGUUUGUAGAUCCUAUGCACAACAGCAGUCGUGUACGUUUUGAACAGGUGAACGGUGUGAGUUCCGUCUGGGACUGGACGAGGCAGACCUUAUUACCAGGAUUAUUCCCGGACCAAAUUUACAAGGGUCUCCUCAGCGAACCAUACAUGGCUGACAGAAUGUCACUGCAGCUGGGUGUAGCGAGAUUGCGUCAAGUUCGUAUUCGGAAAGGCACUUGUACAGUCAACAGAUGGUUUAACGAAACAUUUCCUCAAUGUAACGGAUUUUAUUCAAUGCUGAAAGAAGACACGAAGUCUUAUGAAUCCCACUGGGAGAAUGCAACAGUAAAACCCAAGAAUAAUAACAAGAGGAACUUGUUUUCAUUCUCGUCUGGAAUGUCUGAUCACAGUCAAACCUCUUGGCAGCAUAUGGACAACUUUGCUGCCCAUCAUGCAUUGCCAGUCAUUGGGAAAUUUGCAACUUACAGUGGUGGUGGUUAUGUAAUUAUUCUGAAUCAGAGUACAGACACUUCUCAGGAACAGAUGCACUGGUUGGAUAGUCGCAGCAGGGCCCUCCACGCUGAAUUCGUUGCUUAUAACCCCAGCAUCAACAUGGUUGGAGCCGUAACCAUCACAUUUGAGCUUCCUCCUUUGGGUGGGGUAUUUAAAAGUUUCGAGGUAUUCACUGUUAGCAUGUAUGGUUCUUUGAGGAAACAUCCAGCUGCAAGAAUAAUCGGUGAAGUUAUAGCUGCUGUUGUUCUUAUCUUUAUGAUAUAUCGCGUUGUCCUGGCGAUAUUUCACGACAAGUGUCAAUAUUUCAGAGAUGCAUCCAAAAUUUUGGAUCUUGUUUUCGUACUGACGGGUAUGGUAAUCGUGUUUUUGAAAGUGUUAAAGGAGGGUUUCAAAAUGCGGGCUACUGAUCAGUUCAAAGAGGAUCCAAAACAAUUUCUUGAUUUUCACCAGUGUGGCUUCUACGAUGAGUUGACCGACUAUGCUUUCGCUCUCCUUAAUUUUAUAGCCAUUGUAAGAUUUUCGUUUUUCUUGAAAUUCCUUGGGUGUUUGGAGCACAUAUUAUCUACCAUUGCGAAUUGUUUUUACGAGCUUUUUGCCUGUCUUGUUGUAUUUUUCUGCCUCAUGAUGGCAUUCACGUCUUUGUUUUCCAUUGCUUUCCGCGGAGAGAGUGAUGAUUUUAAGGAUUUCUCCAGCUCAUUGCAAACCUCGAUUUCCUACAUGGCUCGCAUGGUCAGAUCUAAGGAAGCCAUGACGUCACACACAGUUGUACGGGCAGUGGCGUUAUUCUCUUGUUGCGUGACUCUGAUCUUCUUUUACUUGACUGUAAUUCGCUCGGUAUUCAUUGUCGGUUACAGAAAAACGUUAACGGAAGAUCGCGGAAAGGAGAAAGAAAAAUCUUUUGAAUCCGGAAUUUUCGAAGUUUUUAAGGACAAGUUUAGGGAAUUAGCUGGUAUUGAAAAGGAGAAGGAGGUGAUUGUCCAAGAGGAAGAGGAUAUUCAUGAAGUGAGGUUAAACGCUCUCACAAAUUACUUCAACAAAAGUCAGUUUUUUCGACUUCGGCUUCUCCUUAACGAGGUUUACACGGAUGAUUUUGCAGAAGACCUAAGCCUUUUCGAUGUAGUGCCUCUAAAACAGAAGCCUCGACAUUACAUAAGGGAAGAUACUGGCGUCCAGGAAGAUCACAGGUUAAAGAAAGGGGAAACAUUCAAGCCUUCAACUGAAAUCAAACAAGAUCCCAUUUCUGAAAAUAUGCAAAAUAAAAGUGAACGAAAGUCUCAUGUGACAUUUGACCUCCCCGUUGAAGACGACAGAGCCACUACAAGAAACCCAACAUUUAACGAAGAAGGAGAGCUUGGAGGUGAUACUGUCCCAAGAGACAACAAUUCUGAAAUGCCCAACGAAAUAGAGAAGCUGAAUGUACUUGAGAAAUUGGUUGAAGAGAAAAUAAGAGGUUUGCAGAAACGUCAAGAGGACUCUACGCUGCCUUCAGGCUCUGGAUCCGUGGAAAAGGAGAUACAGAUGCUUCUAAGAUUACAACAAAGGAUAGAUGAGGCACGAAUAACUGGACCACCAUCAACGCAACCCUCUCAAGAAAAACUCACAAAAGACUGAACACAAACCAAGUUCUAGUUAUGGUUAAACUAUGUUUCUAGUAACCACGUGGACUUGUAGGAUGCUUGUUAUAAUGGUUAGCUUAUCUGCUGUAAUUUAGCGCAUACAUAUGUUGAAAGUCUUACUAUUAAUAAUCAGUGGUCUUGGGAUUCUAAAUGGGAGUCAUUCUCGAAAAGAAAAAAUUCAGGAAGUCUUUUGAACUCAGACCAACUUGCUAGGUGCUAGGCACCGCGACAACGAAUAACCACAAUGCUCUAGUGAGCUUGCAGCUUGAUUCAGUGCAAGUCGCUUACAAACUUAAAUUCAAAAAAUUAAAACAUAAAACGAUGUAAAUAAGCUCGCUGGCUAGCCCCUUCAGAUAAGUAAAGAUCAUGGAAAUUAAAGUCAUGGUAAAAGUCCGGCUAUGUCGCUUCCUAUAUUUCCCCCUAUGAGGAUAAUUUCCAUGGU